This is a messenger RNA of Dromaius novaehollandiae (emu), 2309 nucleotides long. It is a transcript of the gene SLC27A5, whose product is annotated as solute carrier family 27 member 5. Gene Ontology annotation, cellular component: endoplasmic reticulum. Bases 35 to 1912 code for a protein of 625 amino acids. The transcript has 10 exons. Gene Ontology annotation, molecular function: long-chain fatty acid transmembrane transporter activity; long-chain fatty acid-CoA ligase activity. The record is from RefSeq and is a predicted model, not a curated record. Lineage: Eukaryota; Metazoa; Chordata; Aves; Casuariiformes; Dromaiidae.
GACCUUGUCCCCGCCGCCGAGCCGAGCCCUCGCCAUGCUGCUGCUGGCCGGCACCGCCGCGGCGGGGCUGCUGCUGCUGCUGCUGCUGCUGCUGCCGGCGCUGGUGGCCCGCGCGUCACCCUACCUCUGGGCCGACGCGGUGGCCUUCGCCCGCACGGCGUGGGUGGCCCUGCGCUGCGAGCGGCGCCUGGCCCGCCGGCCCCCCGCCGCCCUGCUCGACGUCUUCCAGGCUCACGCGCGCCGCCGGCCCCACCGGCCCCUGCUGCUCUUCCGGGAUGAGCUCUACACCUACGCGGACGUGGAGCGGCGCAGCGCCCGCGCCGCCCGCGCCCUGGCCCGGCACCCGGGGCUGCGCCGCGGCCAGGCCGUCGCCGUCCUGCUGCCCAACGAGCCGGCCUACGUGUGGACCUGGCUGGCGUUGGCCAAGCUGGGCUGCGCCAUGGCCUGCCUCAACGCCAACGCGCGGGGCCGGGGGCUGCGGCACGCGCUCGCCGCUGCCCAGGCCACCGUCCUGCUCGCCAGCCCCGCUCUCCGGGCCGCGGUGGAGGAGGUGCUGCCGGCCCUGCGGCAGGACGGCGUCCGCGUCUUCUACCUGGGCGCCGAGUCGCCGACGCCGGGCGUCGAGGCCCUGGGGCCCAGCAUCGAGGCGGCCUCCGCCGAGCCGCUGCCGGCCCACCACCGCGCGGACGUCACGCCGGACGCCAAGGCCGUUUACAUCUUCACCUCCGGCACCACAGGGCUGCCCAAAGCGGCAGUGAUAACGGAGAAGAAGAUGCUGCUGAUGGCCAACAUGGCCCGGCUGUGCGGCCUCCGCGCUGAGGACGUCCUCUACACCGCGCUGCCGCUGUACCACUCGGCCGCGCUGCUCAUCGGGCUGGGAGGCUGCCUGGAGGUCGGAGCCACCUGCGUCCUGCGGGCCAAGUUCUCCGCCUCGCAGUUCUGGGACGACUGCCGCCGCUACAACGUCACCGCCAUCCAGUACGUGGGCGAGCUCAUGCGCUACCUCUGCAACGCGCCCAAGCGCCCCGGCGAGCGGGACCACGGCGUGCGCCUGGCGGUGGGCAACGGCAUGCGGGCAGAGGUGUGGAAGGAGUUCCUCCAGCGCUUCGGGCCCAUCACCAUCCGGGAGUUUUACGGGGCCACCGAGGGCAACGCUGGCUUCAUCAACUACACGGGGAAGAUCGGCGCUGUGGGAAGGGCCAACGUCUUCCUCAAGAAAUUUGCCUCCUUUGAGCUGAUCAGGUACGACGUGGAGCGGGAUGAACCCGUACGCGACGAGCGAGGUUUCUGCAUCCGCGUUCGCCCUGGCGAGGCAGGGCUCUUGGUCAUCAAAAUCACCAAGACGACCCCUUUCCAUGGCUACGCUGGAGAUCCCGAGAAGACGGAGAAGAAGGUCUUGAGGAACGUCUUGGUGAAAGGCGAUGCUUUCUUCAACAGCGGUGACCUCCUCAUGAUGGACCAUGAAAAAUUCCUCUACUUCCAGGACCGGGUGGGAGACACUUUCCGCUGGAAAGGUGAGAACGUGGCCACGACAGAGGUGGAAGCCACACUAGCCUCAGUGAACUUCAUCCAGGAGAUCAACGUCUACGGGGUGUCUGUGCCGGGGUGCGAGGGGAAGUGCGGCAUGGCGGCCAUCUGCCUCAAGCCCGGGACGAGCUUCCAGGGCGAGAGCCUCUACGCGCACGCCAAGGCCGGGCUGCCGAGCUACGCCACCCCCCGCUUUGUGCGGCUUCAGGAAGCCCUGGAGAUCACGGGCACCUUCAAGCAGUGCAAGAGCAACCUGGUCAAAGAAGGCUUCAACCCCAACGUCAUCAAGGACCCGCUCUUCUUCCUGGACGAGAGCAAGCAAGCCUACGUGCCCCUGAGCCCCGACGUCUACGCGGACAUCCUGGCGACGCGGCUCAAGCUGUAACGAGCCACCGUGCCGCGGGGGGGGGGGGGUCUCCCCGGGGGGGUAAUUGCCUCCGGGCCAUCAGCGGGGCGAUCUGCUGCUAAUCGGGGGGGGGUUGUGAAGUGGGUACUGCCUCCGAGGAGCUCGGGAGGGAGCCGGAGCGCGACAAGGGCGUUUCCCACGCUGGCCGCAGAAAUUCAAGGGCUAAAUUCCGCUUAAUCGGGUCGGCUUUGCCCGGCUGCUGCCCCGGCGGCUCCGACGUCCUCGGUGCUGCUGAAGCGGCGAGCGCUCGGUCGAACGGGGACAUCCGCCGGGGACGAACCCGCGGGGUUUUUUCCCCCCUGUCCAGGCGAAUUGCACCCAAAAUCCCCUCGGAUGACUCUAAGGGCACUCGGGAAUAAAGUUGCUUCCCACGCGA